This is a messenger RNA of Cherax quadricarinatus, 1168 nucleotides long. Lineage: Eukaryota; Metazoa; Arthropoda; Malacostraca; Decapoda; Parastacidae. The record is from RefSeq and is a predicted model, not a curated record.
ACAAGAAGGUUACACUCGGCCUCCCUGACACACACAAGCAGCCAUGGCGGACGAACUACCUUACCGCGCCGAGUAUGCUAAAAGUUCUCGUGCUGCUUGCAGAACAUGCAAGGAAAAGAUAGAGAAAGCUACGCUGCGACUCGCCGUGAUGGUGCAGUCUCCAAUGUUCGAUGGAAGGGUACCACAUUGGUACCAUCAAAUGUGCUUUUUUGGAAAACAACGUCCCCGGACUGUAGCUGACAUUGCAGACUUUGAUAGUCUUCGCUGGGAAGAUCAAGAGAAGAUAAGAAAAAAAAUUGAAAAUGCUAGUGGUGGUGGUGCAGCUGUUGUUCAAGGCAGUAGCACUAAAGGACGAAAGAAAGCAGCAGCCAAAGGUGGUAUGCUGGAUUUUCUUGCUGAAUAUGCCAAGAGUGGCCGGGCUAAAUGUAGAGGAUGCGAGGACAAGAUAUUAAAGGAUGAAGUAAGAAUUAGUAAGAAAGAGUUUGACAGUGAAAGUGCAAAAAUGUAUGGGCCUGUGGAUCAGUGGCAUCAUGUGGAUUGCUUUGUAAAAAAGCGUGCAGAGCUAGAAUUUUUUGAGAGUGCAGACAUGCUUCCUGGGUUUAACACACUUUCUGCUGAUGAUAAGAAAAUGUUAAAGGAAAAGCUGAAGAAAAUUGAAGUAAAACGCAAGGCAGAGGACGAACCAGAUAUCGCAUCUAAAAAAAUUAAAACUGAAGAUGAGGAAGCUGUUCGUAAACAGAGCAAGAAAAUGUUUAAGUAUCGUGAUGGGUUAAGCAAAACACUGAAUAAAAAAGAACUUAGCUUUAUCUUGGAGCAUAAUAAUCAUUAUAUUCCCUCUGGGGAGAGCAAGAUUCUUGAUGCAGUUGUUGACAUAAUGACUUUUGGAGCAUUUGAGCCUUGUGAAGUUUGCAAAGAAAUAAAUUUCCGUUAUGUAUAUGGUCAAGGCUAUGUGUGUAAGGGUAAUCUUACAGAGUGGACGAAAUGUACAAAUGUUGUAAAGGAACCUAAAAGACAACCUUUUCUUGUACCUGAGGAACUGAAAAGUAAAUGCCCCAUCUUGGAUAGCUACAAGUUUAAGAGUGUUGGGAAAAGAAUUUGGAUCGAUCAUGGCCCAACCACUGCUGAGGUGAUUGAGAAAAAAGAAAACAAGUAAGUUUUAAAAGAAUUU